UGUGUGUGUGUGUGUGUGUGUGAGGGGGGGAGGCGGAACAAACCGGUGUGCUCGGAUACAUGCUGUAGCUUCUCGCCCGCACUGCAGAUUAACUCUUACCGCCCCGGGAGAUGCAGCGAGACACGGAAACAAUUGGCCGGAGCUUCUCCUGUCCGCAGCCUGUUUGACGACUCUUCAGCCAGCGUCACAGGGACGCCUUCUAAACUCACGGCCAUCCUUCAACGGCCAUCCUUCAACCCCCCCCCCCCUUCCCCCACCCAUACCUACAGAGAGCAAGGACCGAGGCCAGGCGCUGUAGACAAUGGGGCAAAACAACGAGAUGCGUUGAGAGAGAUGGCGGUCCACCCGAGGGAGAGGCGUCGUGGGGAACCGUAACCUUAAAAACCCAAAGCUCUGCGCGCAGACGUAUACGUGACCUGCUGCUUCUCCACGCAUGGCGACCGAGGCUGACGUUGGCCUCGUAUGUUCUGUCCGUGCGCGGCUGUCUUUGCGCCAGUACAUCACUCUACCGUGCUAAGUGUUUAACUUCAGCGGGGAGUUUCUGGUCUCCUCUCCAGUCCAGAGGACUCUCCCUCUGUGUUUCCGGAUGCAGAACAUCCUCGAUCAGAACUUAGACAUGGCCACGGCUCUACUCGCCGGCGAGAAGCUGAAGGAGCUGAUCCUACCGGGCUCCUCUCAGGAUGAGCGGGGCGGGUUACUGGCCGGCCUCAUGGUGCAGCUCAAACUGGAGCUGCCCUUCGAUCGCGUCGUCACCAUCGGGACGGUCAUCAUCCCCAUCCUGCUGGUCACCCUGGUCUUCACAAGGAACUUUGCAGAGGAGUCCAUAUACUGUUACACACCACACAACUUCACAAGAGACCAGGCACUUUAUGCAAGAGGCUACUGCUGGACGGAGCUGCGGGACGCUGUACCCGGUGUGGAGUCUCACCUUUGGCCUUCACUGUUUGAGCACAAGUUCCUGCCCUAUGCCCUGCUGGCCUUCGCUGGAAUCAUGUACAUUCCUGCUUUGGGCUGGGAGUUCCUUGGCUCGACGCGGCUCACUUCAGAGCUCAAUUUCCUGCUUCAAGAGAUUGAUAACUGCUAUCAUCGUGCCGCUGAAGGCCGAGCGCCAAAGAUCGAGAAGCAGAUCCAGUCAAAAGGACCCGGCAUAACGGAGCGAGAGAGGAGGGAGAUCAUAGAGAACGCGGAGAAGGAGAAGAGCCCCGAGCAGAACUUGUUUGAGAAAUACUUGGAGCGACGGGGCCAAAGCAACUUCCUGGCUAAGCUGUACCUGGGACGCCACCUGGCUAUUGUCUGCCUCAGUUCCAUCCCCAUUUCCUACCUGAGCGCCUACUAUGCCCGCCAACGGCAGAACGAGUUCACCUGUGCGCUGGGAGAGCCCCCAGACAUCAGCAGCUACAGCGAGCUGAAGCUCAGGGUCAACUGUAAGCUGCCCGCGGUGCAGCUGCAGCGCAUCAUGGCCGCGGUCGACAUCUCUCUCCUCUGCACCAUGAACCUCAUCAUCCUGGUUAAUUUGCUGCACCUGUUUGUGGUGCGCAAGUCCAACUUUGUGUUUGACAAACUGCACAAGGUUGGAAUUAAAACGCGGCGGCGCUGGCAGAAGUCUCAGUUCUGUGACAUCAACAUCCUGGCCAUGUUCUGCAACGAGAACAGGGACCACAUAAAGUCGCUCAACCGGCUGGACUUCAUCACCAAUGAGAGUGACCUCAUGUAUGACAAUGUGGUCCGGCAGCUGCUGGCUGCGCUCGCGCAGUCCAAUCACGAUGCUACCCCCACCGUGAGGGACUCUGGGAUACAGACACUCGAUCCGAACAUGGACCCCUCCGACCGUAGGGUGGGAGAGAUGUUUGUGGAGCCGCUGGUCAUCAAACGGCCUCGCAAAAAGAUGAAGUGGAUCCCAAGCUCAAAUCCUCUCCCUCAGCCGUUCAAGGAACCUCUUGGCAUGACGCGUCUGGAAAAUAACACCAAGCCUGAAAAACCCAAACCAGUCAGAAGAAAAACAGUGGCAGACAGCUUCAUCGCGCCGAUGUUGGAUACCAAGAGCACACAAUAUCCUGCAAUAAAAGAUUUGAGUGGGAUGGAGAAAAAGCUCACUCGCAACUUCUCUCUGGACGUCCAUCCGUACAUGCUGACCAUCCGUAAGCCCAAGGUGGAGGCCUCGGCCGCCGACCCUCUUCCCUCAGAGCACAACAUGGAAACAGUGUUUCUUGAAGGCACACACACUAUUGUUCAUGUGUCUGGUGCCAUUACAGAAACAAAGGUUUGCUCACCAGAAAUGACCAACACUGCCUUUUCUACAAUCACACUACCCACCACAACGUACGCGAACGGCGUCAGCCCGAACCCUCCCUCCAGCGAGGAUCCCUCCAGUCCCCCCCAGUCCCCCCCUCUUCCUCCGAUUCUUUCUCCGCCUCCUCCGAGGGAGCCCCUCUCGCUGAUGGAAGACGCUGCGUGUGACCCUCCGGUCCUCGACAGAGCCCCUACACACCAGCUGCUGAGUAUACAUCACACGCUUUUUGAGGAAGAAGAGGACGAAGAGCAGCGCAGGGACAGACUCGCAGAGAGAGCCAUGGAGCUCAUCGCUGCCGGGGAAUGUUGAAGGAGGAGUAGGAGAAGAGGGACGCUCGCACCACGCUCUGCACACAUGGCCACCAACGUCAUCGACAGCCAUCGACCGCCACCUCCGCUCUUCAUCUCACGCACGUCUGUGGUGGACGGAUUGGACAACGAGGACACGGCGUGGAACCCUCGUCGUAAAAAGCAAGCAGCCUUCACUUUUAGCUGAGAAAAUGACUCAGCGAGGACGGGAUAAACAUGUGUGUGUUGACCGGUGUAUUGUAGGUUAUGAUGUCACAUUCAUGUCUCAGGAUGACUGUGUGCAGCUAAACAGCAUCCAAUGAAACCAGCAGGGAUUCAACAGGGUGCUACAGUGCAGGGUCAAAUAGCUAUAAGCAAAAGGCUCAAUGAAAGGAUGAGAGAUGAAUGAAAAGAGGUAAAUACAAAAAAUAAAAGACAGACACUUUACAUAUCCGCAAAGAAGCUUCAAACGAAAUGUAUUUUAAAACACAUAUGAUAAUGCUUUGGCCCUUUAUCCCGAUAGCCAAGUAGAAAGGUAGCUCACGCAAUACAGUUGAGAUCUGCACAAUAAAUAUGCAAAAGAUCACAAUAUAUUUGUGGCAAUAAGGUAUGCGCUUGCAGCAUCAUAUUUCACAGAUCGCUGUACGUGUUUAGACACUGUAUAUGGUGUGUUUGUGCGGUGUCACAAACAAAUGUUUCAUAGAUUUGUCAUAUUCACUUCACAGUUGAUUAGGAACAUUUAUCAGAUCUUGACUCAACAUCUUGCAUGUCAUGACUAAUGAUAGGUAAAUUGGCAUUUUCAUUUAAAACAACUGCAGAAGUACACAAAAGGGCGGGGUUGUGAGGUGACAUGCAACUAGGAUAUAACUGCAGUCACAUGUGAGAAACUGAACGAUUUGUCAGACCGGUACCAGAUAUCUAAGACAGAAAUGCAUUGAUGUAGAGAUGUUUUCUUCUCGAAGACUUUAAUAGCAGCUUCAAUAUGAUGAAUGAGCUGGACACAGCAUGGGACUUUUGUGUUCUGCUGGCUUCUUGUGGGAGUGCUGUGAUGUUAAGUGAUGAGUUGAUGAUAAAUCAUACGGCACUAGAAGGUUUAUCACAUGAUGACUAUGCUUUGAUUGCCAUCUUUGGAAACAACUUCUCUUGGUAGCUUUCUUGUCUCAUAAUGUGCCAACAUCUGCUUUAAGAAGAAAUUCAGUUAGAAUAGGAGGUCUGUUAUUUGUUGUGGAUCCAACACAUUAAAGGGAUGUUAGCACUUUCACAGGGAAAGAAUGGAAAGGAGGAAUGGGUGCUUACCACAACCUCUCCAUACACAUUUAUUGCAGCUGCAUACGUGAUUAAAGGAAUAUUAGUAAAGGAGCUUUGUUCACUGACAUAAACCAUUAUGAGAUCUACUGCAGAAGACAGUGGUACUGUGGUCAGGGGCUUACCUACAUGAUUGGUAGACCUAUGCAUAGUCAUCAUUUUUAUUUCUGGGGCAUUCAGUGAACAUACACUUUAGAUGAGCAAUCAUUUGGUGGAGAAUGCAAACGACCCACUUCAGUGUCAUGACACAGGGUGGCAAAAACUACUCUUGUUAGUCUGCUCAAGAACACUAAAUGCAUCCGAAAGCACUUUAAUUAAGACUUGUAGCACAAGUGUGUGUGUGAGAGCAUGUAAUAUGUUGAAAACACAGCUCUGCUUAUAACCGAUUUUCUGUGUAGAUUUGAACAUUGAGACAGUAGUCGAGGACGUACAUCUGUGACAGUCUCAACGCUAGCUGGUGGAAACGUGGAGAAAAGAGUCCAGACUUUGAUUGUACUGUGCGAAGUGUUAUAGUGGAGAGUAAUUAAAAAACAUUUUCACUUUAAAAA
Messenger RNA from Gasterosteus aculeatus aculeatus (three-spined stickleback), 4430 nucleotides. RefSeq names its product pannexin-2-like. Gene Ontology annotation, cellular component: plasma membrane. The record is from RefSeq and is a predicted model, not a curated record. Gene Ontology annotation, molecular function: wide pore channel activity. Lineage: Eukaryota; Metazoa; Chordata; Actinopteri; Perciformes; Gasterosteidae. Gene Ontology annotation, biological process: cell-cell signaling; monoatomic cation transport; positive regulation of interleukin-1 production.